Salvelinus namaycush (lake trout) is the source of this 1632-nucleotide messenger RNA. RefSeq names its product zinc finger protein OZF-like. The transcript has 2 exons. The annotation marks the transcript as partial. Gene Ontology annotation, biological process: regulation of transcription by RNA polymerase II; central nervous system development. Gene Ontology annotation, molecular function: DNA-binding transcription factor activity, RNA polymerase II-specific; RNA polymerase II cis-regulatory region sequence-specific DNA binding. The record is from RefSeq and is a predicted model, not a curated record. Gene Ontology annotation, cellular component: nucleus. NCBI's taxonomy places the organism in Eukaryota, Metazoa, Chordata, Actinopteri, Salmoniformes, Salmonidae.
AUGGACACGGCCAGAUGCAUUGGUUCUGACGAUAUUCAAGGUCCAAGGGUCUCAUUCUUCAAUGAUUACUCCGCAGCGGUUGUACGAAGACGCAAGGCAUUUGAUGAGGUAAAGGCUCAACUCAAGAGAAUGAAGAUGGACUACGCACUGCUGUACCCGGCCACAUUGAAGAUUAUGGUCAACGGAACGCCUAAGAAGCUUUACACACCUGAAGAGGCUGCUAUUAAACCUCAUAGGAAGACAGUUUUAUCAUGUGGAGGUUUCAUUCCGGUCUCUCUGUUUAACCAAAUACUCUCUUUGACAGGAGAGAGACCAGACUCUCAUUCUGAAAGCGGGAAGAGUCCUUCAGAAGAACCAGACGCAGAGACAUCCAAACCAGCAAGAGCACACCACUGCUCCCAGUGUGGAAAGAGAUUUAUACGGUUAGGGCACCUGAAAGAACAUAUGAAAACACAUACAGGGGAGAAGCCUUUUCACUGCUCCCAGUGUGGAAAGGGUUUUGGACAGUCGGGGCAUCUAAAAGUGCAUGAAAGAAGACACACUGGAGAGAAGCCGUAUCAAUGCUCCCAGUGUGAAAAGAAAUGUUUCUCACCAGGGGACCUGAAGUCACAUGAGAGAACACACACACAGUCUUUAGAGAGGCCUUUCCAAUGCUCUCAGUGUGGAAAGAAAUUUAUCCAGUCAUCGCAUCUGAAAGAGCAUGAAAGAAUACACACAGGAGAGAAGCCUUACCAAUGCUCUCAGUGUGGAAAGGGUUUUAGAUACUCAGGGCAUUUAAAAGUGCAUGAAAGAACACACACUGGAGAGAAGCCGUAUCAAUGCUCCCAGUGUCAAAAGGGUUUUUUCUCACCAGGGGACCUGAAAAAACAUGAGAGAACACAUUUAGUAGAGAGGCCUUUCCAAUGCUCUCAGUGUGGAAAGAGAUUUAUGCAGUCAUCACAUCUGAAAAAACACAAGAGAAUACACACAGGCGAACAACCAUUCCAAUGCUCUCAUUGUGGAAAAAGUUUUACCCGUUUAGGGAACUUGAAAACGCAUGAGAUGACACACACAGGAGAGAAGCCUUUCCACUGCUCCUUCUGUGGAAAAUGUUUUACCCAUUUAGGGAACCUGAGAAUGCAUGAGAUGACACACACAGGAAAUAAGCCUUUUCACUGUUCCCAGUGUGGAAAGGGUUUUGGACACUCAGGGCAUCUAAAAGUGCACGAAAGAACACACACUGGAGAGAAGCCAUAUCAAUGCUCCCAAUGUGAAAGUAAAUUUUUCUCAUCAGGGGACCUGAAAUCACAUGAGAGAACACACACUGUAGAGAGGCCUUUUCAAUGCUCUCAGUGUGGAAAGAGUUUUACCCGGUUAGGGAAUCUGAAUAUGCAUUUGAGAACACACACAGGUGAGAAGCCAUACCACUGCUCUGACUGUGGAAAGAGAUUUAUCCAGCUAGGGGACCUGAAAUCACAUGAGCGAACACACACAGGAGAUAAGCCUUUCCAAUGCUCUCAGUGUGGAAAAAGUUUUGCCUGGUUAGGGAACUUGAAAAUGCAUGAGAGAAUACACACAGGAGAGAAGCCUUUCCACUGCUCCUUGUGUGGAAAGAGUUUUACCUUUUUAGGGACACUGAAAAAGCAUGAGAUG